AUGGAUGAUUACAUGUUCAAGAGCUAUGUCGCCGACUGCAAGGUUGCGCAGGAGGCGACGAGUUAUCUGGAGAUUUUCAACUACUCGGACCCAACCCUCAGCACGGUAGAAGAACACCGCUUCCGACUAGACGAGCUACCAGAUGAAUUUGGGAACUUUUGCCAUCGCCGGGGCGCAUUCGCACCCCCCAAACUAAAACCCGGCGUCUCCCUCCUCUCCGGUAUCCGCCUCAUCCUCCAGCAAAACGCCAAACACCCCGAGACCUUCACCCCCUCCUACAUCUCCCUCUCACACUCAAACUACACCCUCAUGGUCCGGGCCCUCAAGCUCCCCUUUCGAGGAAUCGAAUCGACCUCGGUCGUGGGACCCUUCUUCUGGUGCGCCCUCGACCCCGACGUCGACCCUUCUUCUUCCUCCACCCCGCCAAACCUGCAGCUCAUCUUCCGCAAAAGCGACGUCCGAAAAAAGGGCCUGACCCGCGGCUGGGAGCUGAUGCUGUCGCACGACUUUUCCACGGGCAUCACGACCGGUUUUGCCAAAGGAACGCCGAGCAGCGACAUGGUCACUGCCAUCAGGCAUCUGAAGGAGUGCGCCGGGCAGGUUUUGCAUCCUUUCCUGCUCCCGAUCAUUGUUCUGUCUCAUGACUUGAGCGCAAAGAAUGAUCAGAAGCAGAGGGAUGCGAGAGAGUGGUUGAGGAAGCUGGAGCACGCGGUUAGCAUGAGGAAUGAGGUCUUGGAGGAGGAGGCGCAGUAUAUAAAGGAUAACAUGGUUGAUCUGGACCAGAUCAACCGGGAUCUGGUCGAGUGUCACUCGCAGGUGCUGUGGAAGAGGCCGCAGGCGUAUUUGGAGAUUGUGAGGGUUAUGAAGGAGGGGAUGGGCGAGUUUUGGGCGAUUGUGGAUGGGAUGAUGGACAGUGAUGGAGGGGGGAGUAGGUAUAGGGUGGGAGGGGAGACGGGAAAGGUGCACAGGAGUAUGCUGGCGAGGUUGGAGUUUUAUCGGGCAAAGCUGAAUGGGAUCGAGAACUACGCUCAUACUACGCUGGAGAGGUUGGGGAUUCAGAGGGCGGCGCUCUACAACAUCAUCGCCCAGAAAGAGUCAAAGCUCUCCCUCAAGAUGGCCGGGGAACAGCGCCGUCUCGCCCACAACGCCAAACGCGAUUCCUCCUCGAUGAAGACCCUCUCCCUGCUUGGCGCGAUAUUCCUCCCGGCAACCUACCUCGCUUCGGUGUUCAGCAUGACAUUCUUUGACUUCAACGACAACAACAAUCACUCCCGCAACAACGGGCCCGUCUCCAGCGGUGGCGGUGGCGAAGAAAGAGAGAACCAGGUCGUGUCCCCGGAUUUAUGGAUUUAUUUCGUCAUUACUGUUCCAUUGACGCUGCUGAUUGUCCUGAUCUGGAGGAUAUGGGACAAGCGCCGAGACAAAAAGUACGAAGCCGAAGACGCAGACAUCGAGAAGGGGAUCGAGGCAAUGGAGCAGCAGAUCAUGACGGCCAUGAGGAAGAGGACGCUGAGCAAGGUUAGGACGUGGGAGGUCGGGAAGUUUUAG
Podospora anserina S mat+ is the source of this 1548-nucleotide messenger RNA. RefSeq lists its product as uncharacterized. The transcript is spliced from 4 exons. NCBI's taxonomy places the organism in Eukaryota, Fungi, Ascomycota, Sordariomycetes, Sordariales, Podosporaceae. Bases 1 to 1548 code for a protein of 515 amino acids. The record is from RefSeq and is a predicted model, not a curated record.